Molecule: messenger RNA, 1581 nt
Organism: Neofelis nebulosa (Clouded leopard)
Lineage: Eukaryota; Metazoa; Chordata; Mammalia; Carnivora; Felidae
Gene: MCCD1
Product: mitochondrial coiled-coil domain 1
Exons: 2
Coding region: 905-1258 (117 amino acids)
Source: RefSeq, a predicted model, not a curated record
AUGAUGUCACAAAGAUAGUGAGCUGGUUAGCAGCUGUCCAUCCUCCAGCCAUCUUGUCUUCUGAGAUAUUUUUUUCUGCCUGAGAGUCUACCUUUUUCCCAGAUGAUCAAAAUUGGGACCAUCCACUCCCUUAUGAGGUAUCCAGCCACAAGACGUUUCAGAACAUACUGCAAGAAAGUCAACAUGUAUAAAUGCUCACAUCACACGUGGUGUGUGAACAGAGCUUUUGUUCUCAUGCAGAUUUGAAGGAAGGGUUCACGAGUUCAACAAAGCUUGAGACCCGCGACCAGUGUCAGGCUCUUUUCAGGAGCCGAGGUUACAGUGACACAACAGUGCCCAGAACUACCAGAGAAUGCAAACCCCUACAACAUGUAGUGCACAACAGACAAGAAAAAAUGCCAUUCUGGGCAGCAAGAAGAGAAAAAGGAAAGACCUUAGUAACCAAUACUUAAGCCAGGCUAUAACCUUUCAAGUCAGAGAGAACUGGGCAUGAAUUCUCCAGGUUUCUCUACCAACCAGCUGUGGACCUUGAGCACAUGUGGCAGAGACGGCCCCAGUAGGUACUCACGGAAUGAAUCCUGAAGGGAACCCUCUGAGCCAGUUUCCUGACACUAGCAGUGUACCUUGCACCUUGCAGAAUUGAAAUGAGAAAAGAUAUAGUGCUAGGAAAAACAGACUUAAGUCCUAGCAGGCUGGGCACCGGUGUUCUAAAGCAAGUUCUGCCUAAACUAGCAGGAAUGUUUUCACCUCAGGAAGACUGUCUAGGGCCAGAUUGGGAGGGAGGUGAAGAUAGGGGCAGGGCCCUGGGCAGGGCCAGUCACUGAAGCGAGGCCAAGGCCUGGAGGGAAAGAGCCAGUUCCUGGUGGCUGUUGGGCAGCUCACACAGCUCCCUGCUACAUCAGCUAUGGUCCUCCCUCUGCCCUGGCUCUCAUGUUGCUGCCGUCGCCUCCUCCUGCCUUCCUGGCCCCUGGGGCCCCAGGGUUCCUGGAGGUGCUGCUCCCAGAGCCCUAAGGCAAGCACAAAAGAGCAGACCAGCUCCACAUGCAGUGAGAAGAUGAGGUCACCGCCAAGGGGUCCCCGGCCCAGCCCCACAGCUGAGCUGGCCCAAGCUGAAGAGUUGCUGGAGCAGCAGCUGGAGCUGUACCAGGCCCUUCUGGAAGGGCAAGAAGGGGCUUGGGAAGCACAGGCCCUGGUGCUCAAGAUCCAGAAGCUGAAGGAACAGAUGAGGAGACAUCGAGAGAGCCUAGGAGACGCCUAAGCUUUCCACCAGUUCCCACUUUAUCUUCCAACACUGGAAACACUACAUACCACCCACACUGGGCCUUUGGGUCAGAAACAUCCCAGGCCCUCCCAGGCCACUAAGAAAAAUGGAAAACACCUCCAAAAAGGGCAGAAGUUGGAAAGCAGCAGGGAGCCAUGGCCUCUGCAGUCUUCUUAGUCACAUCCCCCUACCUUUGAUCCCUCCCCACUGACCUGGGCCCCACAGUAGGGCACCCAGUCCUUAUAGGAAUAUACACUGAAUCAUGGCCUCACUUCACCCUAAAUCCAAUAAAGGGAUGGAGCAUUUAUAGACACCACAGA